Molecule: messenger RNA, 633 nt
Organism: Trypanosoma conorhini
Lineage: Eukaryota; Euglenozoa; Kinetoplastea; Trypanosomatida; Trypanosomatidae
Product: hslvu complex proteolytic subunit
Exons: 1
Coding region: 1-633 (210 amino acids)
Cellular component (GO): proteasome core complex; HslUV protease complex
Molecular function (GO): threonine-type endopeptidase activity
Source: RefSeq, a predicted model, not a curated record
AUGUUUCGUCGUAUUGCUCGAAGCACCUCUUUCAUUGCGGCAUGUCAGUCCCGCCACACGACCAUUCUUUCUGUGCGGAAGGGUGACACAGUCGUGCUUAUUGGGGACCGCCAGGUCACCCUCGGCGAGCGCAUUGUGGCCAAGUCCAGCGCCUGCAAGCUGCGGAAAAUCAAUGAUGAUAUCGUGAUUGGCUUUGCUGGUAGCACCGCGGAUGCCAUCGCGUUGAUGGAAAAGCUCGAGAACAAAGUCGGCGAGUUUCCGAACCAGCUCACCCGUGCGGCGGUGGAGUUGGCGAAGGACUGGCGCACCGACCGCGCGCUGCGCCGCCUGGAGGCUUCUCUGAUCGUCUGCGGCCGCGAGGAGACGCUGGAGAUUGACGGCCAGGGGAACGUCAUCACGCCGGAGAGCGACGGCAUCGUGGCGAUUGGGUCGGGCGGCACGUUUGCCAAGGCGGCGGCGCGGGCGCUGAUCGACGUCGACGGCUACGAUGCGGAGAAGAUCGCCCGCAAGGCGAUGCGCAUUGCCACUGAGAUUGACGUCUUUAGCAACGAGCACUGGGACGUCGAGAUCCUCGCGCGGCGCCCGCCAGCCCCCGCAGCCGCCGCGCCCGCAGAGGAGGAGAAGAGCGCCUGA